Ascochyta rabiei is the source of this 1422-nucleotide messenger RNA. RefSeq names its product 12-oxophytodienoate reductase. Gene Ontology annotation, cellular component: intracellular anatomical structure. The coding region runs from base 1 to 1422 and encodes 473 amino acids. The record is from RefSeq and is a predicted model, not a curated record. Gene Ontology annotation, molecular function: NADPH dehydrogenase activity; NADP binding; FMN binding. NCBI's taxonomy places the organism in Eukaryota, Fungi, Ascomycota, Dothideomycetes, Pleosporales, Didymellaceae. The transcript has a single exon.
AUGGCACCACCCCCUGAGCUCAAUGUCGGAGUUCCCGACCUCGAGUAUUUCACUCCUCAGCACGUCACCUCCCCCGGCACGCCAGUGUCUUCGACACAAGAAAAGCCAGUUCCCGCACUGUUCCAACCGCUCACCAUCCGCGGCACGACCCUUCGCAACCGCAUUCUUGUCGCGCCCAUGUGCCAGUAUUCAACAGCGUCUCAUGGUCCAGCAACCGGUGCGCUGACGGACUACCACAUCGCUACUCUGGGCCACUACGCGCUCAAAGGCGCGGCGCUGGUCAUGUUCGAAGCUACGGGUGUCCAAUUCAACGGCCGCAUAUCGCCAAACUGCCCCGGAAUAUGGAGCGAUGCACAGAUCCCCGCAUUGCGCCGCGUGAGCGACUUCAUCAAAUCCCAGGGCAGUCUUAGUGCCAUUCAGCUAGCCCACGCCGGGCGCAAGGCGAGUACCUGCGCGCCCUGGAUUGCUGGAGCGCAGCGCACGAGUGGGGGAAAGAGAAAGGUCAGUGUGCGGGCAAGCGAAGCCGCGGGUGGGUGGCCCGACGAUGUUGUAGGGCCUAUGGGGGGUGAGGAGUGGACGUGGGAUGAGAAGAAGUUGGAUGAUGAGGUUGGUGGGUACUGGGCACCGCGAGCGCUGAGCGAGACAGAGAUUGCUGAGCUGGUGGCGGACUGGGCCAAGGCGGCGGAGAGAAGUGUCAAGGCAGGUAUUGAUGUUAUUGAGAUUCACGGCGCCCACGGAUAUCUCAUCCAUCAAUUUCUCUCGCCCCUCACAAACCAGCGGACCGACAAAUAUGGCGGGAGUUUCGAGAACAGGACGCGGCUGCUGCUUGAGAUUAUCCAAGCCAUCCGCGCCGUCAUUCCGCAGUCGAUGCCGCUGUACUUGCGCAUCAGUGCAACCGAGUGGAUGGAGGAGACGGACCUGGGCCAGCGCCUCGGUAGCUGGGACGUCGAGAGUUCAAUCCGCCUAGCCAAGAUCGUAGCAGGGCUAGGCGUGGAUCUCCUGGACGUCAGCAGCGGCGGCAACCACGUGCAGCAGAGGCUCAAUCCCUUCGACACCAAGGACUACCAGACACGCAUCGCCUCGCGCAUCAGAGAGGAAGUCAAGAAAGACGGCGGCAAGCUGUUCAUCGGUGCCGUAGGCCUCAUCACCGAAGCCGAGCAGGCGCGCGACAUAGUCGAAGAGGGCGGUGCUGCCCUUGCUGCGCGAUCCAGCGACCCAGACAUUGCACAGGAAGCGCGCGCCGCUGUGCGCAUGACCGAUUCCCACAACGGCGCCAACGGUAACGAGCCCCAGGCUGAUGUCAUCCUGGUCGCGCGGCAGUUUUUGCGCGAGCCCGAGUGGGUGCUGAGAGUGGCGUGGCAGCUGGACGUGGACGUUGCGUGGCCGAACCAGUUCCUGAGGGUGCGGUUCCCGAAGCUGUGA